AUGAUAUUUAGGAGAGUAUUUACAAGUAUAAUAUUUGUGGGGUUCGCCGCAGAAGUGUGGGCUCAUGUUGAAAUAGAAGCUGAGGACUACUUCUUUCCUUUAGAACCGGUUAUAAACUUCUGCAAAAUGGCGGAACAGUGCCAGCAUGAUUUCGUCCCGAUCUGCGGGCAAGACUCGCUCGGUAUUACCAGGAUGUUCAACGACAACUGCGACCUCUAUGAAUACAAUUGCGAUGACAAGAAACAAUAUCGUCAUGUGAAAAUGGACGUGUGCAAAUAUGAAGCGGCGGCAGCUGAAAGAGUUUUCAAAUAA
Molecule: messenger RNA, 312 nt
Organism: Ostrinia nubilalis (European corn borer)
Lineage: Eukaryota; Metazoa; Arthropoda; Insecta; Lepidoptera; Crambidae
Exons: 4
Coding region: 1-312 (103 amino acids)
Molecular function (GO): protein binding
Source: RefSeq, a predicted model, not a curated record